This is a messenger RNA of Lepus europaeus (European hare), 1528 nucleotides long. It is a transcript of the gene PXMP2, whose product is annotated as peroxisomal membrane protein 2. Bases 25 to 612 code for a protein of 195 amino acids. NCBI's taxonomy places the organism in Eukaryota, Metazoa, Chordata, Mammalia, Lagomorpha, Leporidae. The transcript has 5 exons. Gene Ontology annotation, cellular component: cytoplasm; membrane. The record is from RefSeq and is a predicted model, not a curated record.
GGGCGGCGCAGUGCAGCGGCGGCGAUGGCGCCGGCGGCGUCGAGGCUGCAGGCCGAGGCCGGCUUCGGGGCGCUCGCGCGGCGGGCCCUCGCCAGCUACCUGCUCCUCCUGCGGCUGUACCCCGUGCUCACCAAAGCGGCCACCAGUGGUAUUCUAUCAGCAUUUUCGAACUUCUUGGCUCAGAUGAUUGAGAAGAAGCGAAAAAAAGACAACUCUCAAAAUCUGGAUGUCACUGGGCCUCUCAGAUAUGCAAUUUAUGGGUUCUUCUUCACAGGACCAGUGAGCCACUUCUUCUACCUCUUCAUGGAGUACUGGAUCCCUCCUGAGAUUCCCCUGGCAGGAGUCAAGAGGCUUCUCCUGGACCGCCUCCUCUUUGCACCAGCCUUCCUGGUGUUGUUCUUCCUCGUCAUGAACUUUCUGGAGGGGAAGGAUGUGUCCACCUUUGCUGCCAAGAUGAGGAGCAGCUUCUGGCCAGCUCUGCAGAUGAACUGGAAAGUGUGGACGCCCUUGCAGUUCAUUAACAUCAAUUACGUCCCACUGCAGCUCCGGGUGCUCUUUGCCAACCUGGUGGCUCUCUUCUGGUACGCCUACCUGGCCUCUCUGGGGAAGUGACAGUGGCCUGGGGAGAACAUCAUGUACAGUGUGGGAGAGGGAUGAACCAACCUGGUCAGGACUUUAUCUGACUAAAUGUGAUUUGGAAUGCCCUAAAAUUAUAGAUGCAGAAGUUUCUCAGUGUUAGAAUCUUGUGUUUUAAAAAGAUAGUAGCUGACAUCAGAAACUUAAAACACGAUAGACACAAUUUUAGUUGGACCUUGUACCAAAUUAGGACUGCAGAACUAUCAUGGAGUUUCUUCAGUGGUGACUUUAACUUCUCAGAACAAUUGUUAUUUGUUGCUUUGGGAGAAAAGGGAGGCCAGAUUUGUGUGGUGACCUGCAUAUAAAAUCUGCCACCUAAUUGCACUCAUCAGUGGCAUUAACUACAGUUGCCAUGAUGUGCAGCUAUCACUACCAUUCAUUUCAUUCCCAGGACUUCUUCACUUUCCCAAACUCAAACUGUCCCAUUAAACAGACUCCCUACUCUCCCUGCCCCAGCCCCAGGUACCCACGAUUUUACCUUCUGUCUAUGAAUUUGAUUCUAGAAACCUCCUGUGAGUGGAAUCCCAGUGUUUGCCCUUUGAUGACUGGCUUAUUUCACUUAGCAUAAUCCUGUCAUGGUUUGAAGGUAGUGUCCCUUCCAAAAUUCAUGUUGAAGUGUAAUCCUCAUCAUAGAGUCUUAAGAGGUGGUUCCUUUUGAGACAUUGUUAAGUCUCCUAUGAUUGGAUUAAUGCCCUUAUAAAAGAGGCUUUGAAAAGAUUUCCUGUCUUGCCCUUCCAUCCCUGCCACCCUGUGAGGACACAGCAUUCCCCUUCAAGGAUGCAGCAGUAAUGUGCCAGCCUAGAAGCAGAGACCAGGCCCUCCCCAGUGGCACCUUGAUCUUGGACUUCCCAGUCUCCAGAACUGUGAGAAAUAAAUUCCUAUUAUUUAUAAA